This is a messenger RNA of Peromyscus californicus insignis, 3613 nucleotides long. RefSeq names its product solute carrier family 26 member 11 (gene Slc26a11). Lineage: Eukaryota; Metazoa; Chordata; Mammalia; Rodentia; Cricetidae. Gene Ontology annotation, molecular function: secondary active sulfate transmembrane transporter activity. The record is from RefSeq and is a predicted model, not a curated record. Gene Ontology annotation, cellular component: membrane. Gene Ontology annotation, biological process: transmembrane transport.
CUGGGUCCGUGGAGUGGAGCGAGGGAGUGCGUGGCCGCAUGGGCUGGAGUCACUAGGAGCUGUGGACGCGGGGCCAGCUCUGGGUCCCCGGAUACGCCCUACUCCGGGGACCCUCCCCCACCGAGUCACACCGGAAUCCGGCCGCCCUCAGCCUUGCUCCAGGUUCUCAGCCUUGCUCCAGAUUCUCAGACUUAUUUGUGUUCCCCACUGGGACCUCAGGAUCCCGCGCUAGCAGCGACGUGGGUGUGGAGAGGAGUGGACUUUGUCCAGAAUAGCACUUCAGGGGACUGGGCGAGUGGACCAGUAGUGGUGAACUAGCUAUGGUGCUGGGACUCGUGUGUGUGUGUGUGUGUGUGUGUGUGUGUGUGUGUGUGUGUGUGUGUGUGUGUGUGUGUUGUGCCAGAAUCUUAGAGGAUGCUACAUGUACCUAGAAUUAAUUUGGGAGCUCUAGUUGGUCUUUGGAAAACCUGCUAGAGUCCCCAGGGCUCGUCUGGGGCUAUGAAUGCCACAGGUGGGUGCUGGGGAAAUCGUGACUUCUAGAAUGUGAGCCACCCCCACCCACCCCCUGUCCCCAUUCCUCCACUGCAGUCCUCAGUGGUGAGUGGAGCCCUUCCUCAGUGGUGGCUUUCCCAGGUGGUAAGGUGCACACUUGUAAAUCUUGGCGCCCUGGAGCCUCCAGGCUGCCCAACCGCACACUCAGUCAGCCUUCGGAGGCCUGACAUGCAGGACCUGCUUCUAUCUGGGCUGGUACUACCGUCAGGUUUCCUGGGGAGGGAGUUGAGAAAGAAACGAUUCUUCAGAGCCUAAAAUUUAGUCUCUAGGCUUCCCGUGAAGAGCUGGUUUGCCAGGCUAGCAGGAGUUUGUUGUCAGGAGUUGCUGCUGACGGAGAGACACCCAGGCUUGGGGACAGUGGGGUUCAGGGGCAGUGGCCAAGGGAGGGGCCUUCCUGAAUCCUUGGUCCAGGCUCAUGAUGGUUUGGUGAACUUAGCCACCUGGUUCAGCCUCCCCUCCACAAAAGGCAGACUUCCUCCUCCUGAGGCCCUGGGGAGGGGGGUUCUACAGGAUAUUGCCACCUUCUCCCAAGCCCAGCUCCCGAUCACUGCUCUGUGUCACCCAUGCCCAGCCCCACUCUAGGGAAUCCGUCCUCCGUGAGAGGUCUGCCCCAGCCUGGACAUGGCACCAGACACCUGCUGCUGCUCUCGUGGGGCCCUGCAGAGGAGGCUGCCCAUCCUGGCCUGGCUGCCUCAUUACUCUCUGCAGUGGCUGAGGAUGGACUUCAUCGCUGGACUCUCCGUGGGACUCACGGUCAUCCCCCAGGCAUUGGCCUAUGCGGAAGUGGCCGGACUCCCACCCCAGUAUGGCCUCUACUCCGCCUUUGUGGGAUGCUUCGUGUAUUUCUUCCUGGGCACCUCCCGGGACGUGACUCUGGGCCCUACGGCUAUCAUGUCCCUCCUGGUGUCCUUCUACACCUUCCGUGAGCCUGCCUACGCGGUGCUGCUUGCCUUCCUGUCUGGGUGCAUCCAGCUGGCCAUGGGGUUCCUGCAUUUGGGGUUCCUGCUGGACUUCAUCUCCUGCCCUGUCAUUAAAGGCUUCACUUCUGCUGCCACCAUCACCAUUGGCUUUGGACAGAUCAAGAACCUGCUGGGAUUGCGGAACAUCCCCCGGCAGUUCUUCCUCCAGGUGUAUCAGACCUUCCUCCACAUCGGAGAGACCAGGGUGGGCGACGCCGUCCUGGGGCUGGCCUGCGUGGUGCUGCUGAUUGUGCUGAAGCUGAUGCGGGAACACAUGCCUCCUCCCCACCCUCAGACGCCCCUUGGUGUCAAGUUCAGCCGUGGGCUGGUGUGGACUGUCACAACAGCUCGCAAUGCCUUGGUGGUCUCCUUUGCAGCCCUGAUUGCUUACUCCUUCGAAGUGACAGGACACCAUCCUUUUGUUCUGACUGGGAAGAUAGCCAAGGGGCUCCCUCCUGUGCGGGCCCCACCCUUCUCAGUGACCACAGACAAUAAGACUAUCUCAUUCUCUGAGAUGGUGCAGGACAUGGGGGCUGGACUGGCUGUGAUACCUCUGGUGGGCCUCCUGGAGAGCAUCGCCAUGGCCAAAUCCUUUGCCUCUCAGAAUAACUACCGCAUUGAUGCCAACCAGGAGCUGCUGGCCAUCGGCUUCUCCAAUAUGCUGGGCUCCCUGGUCUCGUCUUACCCAGUCACUGGCAGCUUUGGGCGGACAGCUGUGAAUGCCCAGUCUGGAGUGUGUACCCCGGCAGGGGGCCUGGUGACUGGUGUGCUGGUGCUGCUGUCCCUGGACUACUUGACCUCACUCUUCUACUACAUCCCCAAGUCUGCACUGGCCGCCGUCAUCAUCACGGCUGUGGCCCCGCUCUUUGAUGCCGAGAUCCUCAGGACGCUCUGGCGUGUUAAGAGGCUGGAUCUGCUGCCCCUCUGCGUGACAUUCCUGCUGUGCUUCUGGGAGGUUCAGUAUGGCAUCCUGGCCGGGACCCUGGUGUCUUUGCUCAUCCUCCUGCACUCUGUGGCUAGGCCCAAGACCCAGGUGUCAGAAGGACACGUUCUUGUCCUGCAGCCGGCCAGUGGCCUGCACUUCCCUGCCAUCGAUGCCCUGCGAGAGGCAAUAAUGACCCGGGCACUGGAAGCAUCCCUACCACGCUGCGCGGUCCUGGAGUGCACGCAUGUCAGCAGCAUAGACUACACCGUGGUUGUGGGGCUCAGUGAGCUCCUGGAGGAUUUCCAGAAGCGGGGCGUCUCCCUGGCCUUCGUUGGCCUGCAGGUGCCUGUGCUUCGCACACUGUUGGCCGCUGACCUGAAGGGGCUCCAGUACUUCACCACUCUGGAGGAGGCUGAGAAAUCCCUGCAGCAGGAACCAGGGACUCAACCCUACAACAUCCACGAAGACCCUGCAGAGCACAAGAUCUCCCUGCUGAAGUCUCUAGAAGGUUCUGUCACUGGGGUUUGUUGUUGACGUCACCGACAGACUCACCAGCCUGGUGGGACUGAAAACGCACCCCACAGGUGGCUCUGGGAAAGAGCAGGGGGUCAUGCGGUGAGACUUCCAUGCUGUCCCCUAGCUGUGAAAAUUUCUUCCAGAGAGAGAGGCCAGGUGAAACAGGAGGACCCAGGGCUUGUGGCCUAGGUUGGCUGGGGUGAGCUGGCACUUCCCAGGUCCUGAAUUCUUGUUUGGAACCAGGCCCUGCCCGAGAAGAGGCGGAAAAUCAAGCAUCUCAGAGAUGUGUCUGACCACAGCUCAGAGUUCAAGCUGAGCUGAGAGGGGGCCACAGUGUGCCAAGUACAAUGAAGGCUGUUUAAAAUGGUGUGUUUUUAAAUGAAAGUCAUCACUUUGGUGUUUUUGUUGGAAAAAAAAAAAAGGCAAAACAUUAAUGCUUGCUUAAAAAAAAAAAAAUCCAAGAACUCAUCUAUCCCAUUCACUGUCCUCCUCACCUGAGGUCCCCUGCCCAGGACAGGUAUCUGUCAGUGUGUACACAUGGUGGCCUCUUAUGUGAACCAAAUCACUACAUCAAGGUGCUUUGUAAACCAUCUUUAUGCAGUCAUUUACUGUGAGUUAUUUAUUAUGAUGAUGGAUGGCAUUAAAAUACAAGAUUUUUAUU